This is a messenger RNA of Scomber scombrus (Atlantic mackerel), 978 nucleotides long. Its product is annotated as transcriptional repressor scratch 2-like. The record is from RefSeq and is a predicted model, not a curated record. The coding region runs from base 1 to 978 and encodes 325 amino acids. NCBI's taxonomy places the organism in Eukaryota, Metazoa, Chordata, Actinopteri, Scombriformes, Scombridae. Gene Ontology annotation, biological process: regulation of DNA-templated transcription. Gene Ontology annotation, molecular function: RNA polymerase II cis-regulatory region sequence-specific DNA binding; DNA-binding transcription factor activity, RNA polymerase II-specific. The transcript is spliced from 2 exons.
AUGCCACGCUCCUUUUUGGUGAAGCAGCCGAAGGUUCACGAUUUCUCGUCUUCCAACUACUACCAUCAGCACCAGCAGCACUGGGACGACUCCUACGCUGUGACACAUGCCAUCACAGAGUCGGCCACCAACUUGGCGGUCCGUUUGAGCGAAAAUGGCUACAUCCACGAUUACAGCAUCCCCUCAGUGUUGCAGAGCAAAAAGGAGCCAGGUUGCGAGCAGACCGGUCUCUCCUCAGGGCCCCUGUACUCCCCAGGAUUUGUAGGUGGCAGCGGUGGUGAGGAGUUCUCUGACCAUGACAUGGAACAUCCGGACAGCCCUGUGUCCAGCGCCACAGCUGAAUCAGACAGCAGCGGCCCAGAGUUGGAGGAGAAUGCGAUCAACAACUUCCUCAUCUCUGAUGGACGCUCCCGCCGGAGGCCCAAACAGAGGUGUCCCCGCAAGGGAGGCAGCCAAUCGGACAGCAGCGAGGGUGUCGGCUCCGCAGACUGCAGCCCUGUCAAAGGAAAAUCCAAAGGGCGCUAUAUGUGUGGAGAGUGCGGAAAGUCUUACGCCACCUCCUCCAAUCUGAGCAGACACAAGCAGACUCAUCGCAGCCUGGACAGCCAGCAGGCCAGGAAGUGUCCCACCUGCCACAAGGCGUACGUGUCCAUGCCGGCGCUGGCUAUGCACAUGCUGACCCAUGACCUGAAGCAUGAGUGCACGGUGUGCGGUAAAGCCUUUAGUCGGCCCUGGCUCCUGCAGGGCCACAUGAGGUCCCACACCGGAGAGAAACCCUUCGCAUGUGCCCACUGCGGCAAAGCCUUCGCCGACCGAUCCAACCUUCGAGCUCACAUGCAGACGCACUCGGCCUUCAAGCACUACUCCUGCAAACGCUGCAACAAAAGCUUUGCACUCAAGUCUUACCUGAACAAGCACUAUGAGUCAGCCUGCUUCAAAGAGCACCAAGGAGAGGAUGACUGCAGCUCAGAGGACUGA